This is a messenger RNA of Dissoconium aciculare CBS 342.82, 360 nucleotides long. RefSeq lists its product as uncharacterized. The transcript has a single exon. The coding region runs from base 1 to 360 and encodes 119 amino acids. Lineage: Eukaryota; Fungi; Ascomycota; Dothideomycetes; Mycosphaerellales; Dissoconiaceae. The record is from RefSeq and is a predicted model, not a curated record.
AUGCGACUACAUCUUGAAAUCUCUCUCAUUCGCAGCCGCGAGGGCGAUGUUAAUGCGCUCUACGAUGACCCAUUCGGCCAUGUCUAUCCGGAAUUCGAAGAAUAUCUGGAAGGCCGUCUGAGUUUACGAGAAGCAUCAAAUAUCAUCGCCAGAAGAAUGAUUCAGCGCGAGGGUGACCCAAAUCUCCCGUGGACGUUUAUCCUCGAAAUGGCGACGGCCAGCCCUGAGCAACAUGACAAACUCAUCGAAUUUCUCGUGCAGCUCUCGCAGCUAUCUGAUCCAGUAGGUCCGGACAAGAUGCCUGUAAGAAUUUACGGCAUGCUGGAAGGAUCUUCCAAUACCGACCUGGCAUUUCCGUGA